UUUCUCGUCUUGAAUUUAUUGAUUAUCUUUUCUCAUUGUUACAUUGUUUCAUUUAAUAUUUUACUAUUUCACUAUUUUGACAUGGUUUCUAUUUUGUUAUAUUGUUGAAAACUAAUCAUAAAAGCACAAUUACAAAAAAAAAGCAAAAAGGAAACAUAGUUCUCGUAGUGCCCACUCAUACACACUCUAAAUAACAUCAAUCGAACCAUUCUGAUCGCUUCUUCUUCGUCCUCAUACAUGCAGACAAUUGCACUGUGCUCUCUCUCAAGCGUGGAGAAUUGCGUGAAUCGUAUAGUAUGUCGAAACCACCAUAAAUCACUAUAGUAAUCAUCCUCAUCAUCGUCCUCGUCGUUUGUCGUCGUUUGUCGUCGCCGUCGUAGAGUUGUGCUUCAUCGUGUACCACCAAGCCCAUGCCAUGUUUCAUAUUCAUGUCGCAUUUAGUACGAAGGGAGGUGAGAAAAGCGAGCAAAUAGAACCAAAUUUCAAGCCAUCGGUAGCGCAAAUCGUGUUUAGGAUAUGCAGUGAAACGAGCACUCACUGAUCGUUUUUAAUUUUUUUUUUUUAAAUAAUACUGCUGAUAAAGGAAGCAAGCGAAAUUAGCGAACCAAACAAACCUUUCCAAGGGGAAUAGCUUUCACGAAUCGAGUUAGGCUUGCUAUAAACAUUACUGAUAGUGCGAAUGAUAGGCAACGUUUAUGCAUUCGUUAUUCUAUUAAAUAAAGGCGAAAAUUUGGCUUGGAUGCAAUGAUGCUCGAUGCAUGUUGUGAAGGGUAAUAUAAGUGAUAAGCUUGUUUAAUUUUUAUACGAUGCAACUAUUUGUUUCUUACUUUGCCUUUAAAUAUAAUUCACAUUCAUCUCUUUGAUUGUUUUCUAAUUUUAAAAUAUUGUUUUAUCAUUAAAUUUAUUUAUUGUGUUAGUAUUGAAAAUAUCUAAAUCAACAGCUAAUUAUAAAAAAAUGAGUAUUAAAAAAGAAUGAUCAGCUAAAAAUUGUGAUAAUUGAAAAAAAGAAAGAAAAACAGACAUGAAGCAAGAAAGUGGAGAAGAGCAAACAGACUAGUUAAAACAUGAUCUAACUUAAAAUAGAACCAAAAAAAAAACAAAAACGAAUCAAUAGUUGGUGCUGAAAAUAAAAACCCAAACGACAUUAGUAAAGUGAAACGAUACAUGAGAAAUGAGCUAGAAAAAGAAAAGUAUUAAUCGAAACACUAUUGCUUGCGCUGGGAGCAAAAAUUGAAAACGUGGCGCUGGAACCGUUCCGUGUCGUGAUGUCAUUUUCAUAUGCAGAUAAUAAUAAUAAUAACUAGUAACUACCCGGUACUACUUGGUCAGGAUAGCUUGUAGCGAUUUAACGAUUCAUGAUUGUGUAUUUGUGUAUGAAUGUGCAUACAAGCACUGGAAGUAGGUGCCAUGAUGCUUAUCGUUUGGUCCAGGUGAGGCUAAUGCAAAAAAAAAAAAAACAAAAAAACAAAAAAUACGAGAAAGGAUUAAGAACGUUCGAUAUUCCAGUGGUCAGAGUGGAAUUGGUGAGAGUUUUCGACCUUUGUUUGUGGCCUUCCUUUGGACCAGUUUCUCCGUUCGAGCAGUCGAAGUCGAUAGGCUAAAUCAAUGUUCGUAGUAAAUGUGUGAUUUCGGCUCGUUUUGCGUGUGGUGGAGUCAGCUAGUUGGUGCCUGGUAAGAAGUUGUGUUUAAGUACGUUUGAUUUGUGUAUUUUUCGUUCUCGCACAAUCUUUUCUUCUGCAAGAGGGUGUCAAUUCUGAUGAAAUGGAUCAAUGGCAAAAUCAUAUUCAAGCAGCAAAAGAUUUAUCAAACAAUUUGUACUGCUAAUGAAAAACACAUGGUUCAGUAUUCUAAAACGAUAAACGGAAACAAGCAAAUUUAUAUCAUUGUAGGACAGAGGGAAAGAUGUGAAAGCUUAAGGUAAGGAGCAAAUCAGAAGAAAGGGUAAAUUUUUACACAGAACACAGAACUGCGAACGACCAAAACUAAUAGUGAAAAGGGAAAAUGCAAGAAGUGCUCAGAAAAGAAUAGUGAUUUUUUUUAAAACAAAGAGAAAAAAAACCCGUUAGGCAGAACUGCAAUAGGAAAUGAAAAGUAAAUAAAGCAAAAUAAAACAGAAAACAAGAAAAAUAACACAUAUUUACAUUCAACAAAUAGAUGAAAAUCUAAAUGCCGGCGCAAAAGUCGAAACGAUAGAGAAAGCAAAGAGUGAGUGACACAACAGGCUGAAGGAUCAUAGAACCUAACAAACAAACAAAUUAACGGCACAUACAUAAAACUUUACACAGCAAUCUUUCAAAAGGCAUAGUUUUUAUUCUAUUUUUCUACGAAUGAUUUUUAUUUAUGAAAAAAUGAACAAACAAACAAACAAAUCACACCGAAAAAGGGUAUAAUAGCGAAAAACAAUUAGAAAGGCACUAAGAAAUCUCAGAAUGUUAAGGAAGCAAGGCAUAACACAAGGGGAGAAAAGGAACAAAGUUGACAGGCUGACUGCUGGAAUUGCUGGAAAUUUUGAAUGCAGGACAAAUCACACUGUUGUGAAGGGAAGCGAGCGACACUGCGAAGGAAGGACUAGGACCAGGGGGUGUAACGAAAUAAACUAAAUACCAAAUCAUAACAGCAUCUCUGGCGCAUGAUGUGUGUGUGUUGUGGGUGCGAUAAAACCCAGCAUUUUUUUUUUGCGAUUAGAAAUAUUACGGGUCUGUUAGCCCGUACCGAAACGAACGGGAGCAUAACUCACCUACUGUUGGCGUUGUAUUACCUACUACUGGCUUGACGAAGGAUGGUGGAAAAGAAAUCAAUCUCAUUAAAUUGAAAGCCUGGCGUGUGUCUGUGCCGGCAAACGUUUCAAAUUUGAAACGUGUGUUACACGAUGAACGUAAAUAGUAAAAAUGGAAAAAAGCUAACAUUUGAAAAUCGUCCAAAUUUGAAGCUAAAAAGGUUUUUUUAAGAAGAAAACAUCGCAAACUGUUGCAAUACAACAAAACAUUUGGGUUUAAUAUAGCUAGCAAAAAAAGAACAAAAAAAAAAACAAUGCGAUACACCAUAAAAACAAAUAAACCAAAACGUCAAUAUCUAUCAAACGAAAAACAGAAAAUAGCGCCAGAGAGGAAAACAGAAGAAGAGCAAAACACACACAAAAGCACUGGAAAGAUGACCAUUUUAGCCACCGAUGAAAGAGAAAAAAGAAAAUAAAGAAAAAUAAUGGAACGAAAGGAGAAGAAAAACACGAAAAAAAAAGAAUUAAAAAAAAGAACACCCGAGACAUGCGAGACAGCAUAAAACAGCGUUUACUUAUAUAUAAACCUAAUCAAUUUAAUGCAAACAUGAUAAUAAUAUAAGGUGAAAAAUAAACCGUAAACGUAAAGACAACACUUAAUUUACAAAAAUAACCAUUCAAAGCGUUUGUAGCUUUUUUUUUUUCUCUCUUGUGCUGGCAUCCGAACUGUUUAGCGGAGAGCGAGCAGGGAAAGCCGCACGCAACAGGUGCGUUUGUUUACAAACAAGUGCUUUUUCUUUGCUCCAGGUUUGCUUUUCGUUCCUUUUGCUCUGCUCUUCUUUCGCGCGCGCUCUUUCGCUCCGUGUAUGCGCGCUGUGCCCCUUCGGCUGUGUGCGUGCAGUCGUGCGUCGAUCGAACUGUCAGGUCGGUCGUUAUGGCAACCUGCGCAACCAACCAACCAACACAAAAACAGGUCGUCGCAAACAACGGGGCUUUCUUUCACGGUUUUGGUCGGUUCGCUGCCGUCGGCGGCUGCUUUUGGAGGGUUAAAAUUGUGAAGUAAAAGGAAUAAAAUCCGUGAAAAAAGUGAUUUGCCUGUUUGCGAGUGGCUUCGCCACCGAUUGGUUAAGAUUUGUAAGUGCAAGAACAUUGGCAAAAUGUUUAUUUAUCUGAGCAAAAAGAUUGCAAUCCCGAACAACACGCGGUUGAACUGUAUCGCUUGGAACAAGGACCAGGGGUACGUGGCGGUCGGCGGCGAGGAUGGGCUGCUGAAGGUGCUGAAGCUGGAGCAGGCCAGCAGUACGGCGGUGUCGGCCCAGCCGGGCAAAGCGCUGCAGGCGAGCAACCUGUCCAUGAACCAAACGCUGGAGGGCCACAAAUCGGCCAUCCAGGUGGUAACGUGGAACGAGUCGCAGCAGAAGCUCACCUCCUCCGACAAGGAUGGCGUCAUCAUGGUGUGGAUGCUGUACAAGGGCUCCUGGUACGAGGAGAUGACGAACGAUCGGAAGAAGAGCACCGUCAGGGGGAUGGCGUGGACGGGCGAUGGGCAGAAGAUCUGCAUCGUGUACGAGGACGGCACGGUCAUCGUUGGCUCGGUCGACGGCAACCGCAUCUGGGGCAAGGAGCUGAAGAGCGUAUCGCUGACCGGGGUGCAGUGGAGCCCGGACGGGCGGCUGCUGCUGUUCAGCAUCAAGAACGGCGAGGUGCACCUGUACGACAACCAGGGCAUCUUCGUGAUGAAGCUGCACGUGCAGUGCGUGUAUCUGACGCCGGCCAAAAGUGUGACGGUGGUGGGGCUGUGCUGGUUCCACCGGGGCACCUCGCCGAGCCGGCCUGUGCUGGCGAUAUGCUACGAGAACGGGCGCAUGCAGCUGAUGCGCAACGAGAACGACGAUGCGCCGGUGGUGGUGGACACGGGCCUGCAGGCGAUCUCGUGCAUGUGGAACCACGACGGUACGAUACUGGCCGUGUGCGGCAUGAAGACGAACCUGGCCAGCGAUAAGGAUAGCAGCCAGGUGAUGUUCUACACGCCGUACGGUGUGCACAUUCGGACGCUGAAAAUUCCGGGCAAAGAAAUCACCUCCCUCUCCUGGGAGGGCAAAUCGCUGCGCAUCGCGCUGUCGGUGGAUUCGUUCAUCUACUUCGCGAACAUCCGGCCGGACUACAAUUGGUGCUACUUCAACCGUACCGUUUGCUACCAGGAAGCGAUAGCGAUCGGCGGCGGCGGUGGCGACGAGGUCGACACGGUUACCUUUUGGGACACCAACUCGAACCAGUGCUACGCGAAGCAGAUCGAUGCACUGAUGUCGAUGGCGGCGUCGGUGGACCACUGCGUGCUGGCGGUGGAAACGCGCAUGACCGGGAAGGAGUUUAGCAUUGUGGCUGAAGGCAAGGGCAAGGAGCUGAUGUACCAGCUGCUGGUGUGCAACUCGAUCAGCACGACGGUGGAUUCGAAAUAUAUCGACAUACGGCCCGAAUUUAUAACGAUGAACUCAUCGCACGUGAUUGUGGCCUCGAAGGAUCAUUUUCUGCUCUGGCAUUAUCAUACACCAAAGGGUGCCUCAACGCUGCACGCUAACCUGAAGCUGAAGCGCGACCGAAAAUACCACAUCGACGAUACGCCCGCCCUGGAGGUGCUGAACGAUCUCGACGCCAAAACGGCGAACGAAAUCCCGCCCAAGCUCGACCCGAGCCAGGAUCCGAUCUGUUGCGUCGCCUGCUCGGAGAAUCUGCUGCUCGUUGGGCGCGAAAGUGGUCUUAUCCACGAGUACACGCUGCCCCACCUCGUGCUGCGCAAUCGGCACUACCUGCAGGCACGCAGCUACAAGCUGGCGAUCAACAGCAACUCGACCCGUGCCGCAAUGAUCGAUUGCAACGGCGUGCUCACGACGCUAACGCUGCGCGACGAUACGAGCGAGUCGGAACCGGCCUCCUCGACCGCGCACAUCGAGCGGAAGGACGUGUGGGCAAUCUGCUGGGCCCGGGACAACCCGCAGCUGCUGGCGAUCAUGGAGAAGACGCGCAUGUACAUACUGCGCGGUGCCGACCCGGAGGAACCGAUCACCUGCUCCGGCUACAUCUGUAACUUCGAGGAGCUCGAGAUAACGGGCGUCCUGCUGGACGACAUUGUGAAGGGUGGCGCGACACCGAACGUGAAGGAGCAUCUGCUGCAGCUGCGGGUGAAGUCGCUCCGCGACACCGAGGACCUGCUGGCGCACGUCGGCAUCGCCGAGGCGAAACAAUUCAUCGAGGACAAUGCGCACCCGCGGCUGUGGCGGCUGCUGGCCGAAGCGUCGCUCAAAAAGCUCGAUCUCGAGACGGCCGAGGCGGCGUUCGUCCGGUGCAGCAACUAUCCCGGCCUGCAGCUGAUCAAGCGGCUGAAAACGAUCCAGCUCGAGGCGCUGCAGCGGGCCGAGAUAGCCGCUUUCUUCGGCGAGUUUGACGAGGCGGAAAAGCUGUACAUGGACGUGGACCGGCGGGACUGCGCGAUACGGCUGCGCCAGACGCUGUGCGAUUGGUUUCGCACGGUGCAGCUGUACCGGCUCGGGCCCGGCAUCUCGGACCAGCAGAUGGAGAGCGCGUGGUGCGAGAUCGGCCACCACUACAUGAGCAUGCGGGCGUGGGACAGCGCGAAGGAGUACUACGAGCGGGCGCACCACACGGAGGGCCUGAUGGAUGCGCUGUACGCGCUCGAGCAGUACGACGAGCUGGUCGGGUGCAUGCACCGGCUGCCGGAGAAGAGCCCGCAGCUGGCGAAGCUCGGCCAGCAGCUCGCGACGGUCGGGAUGUGCGAGCAGUCGGUGGCCGCCUACCUGAAGCUCGGCGAUGUGAAGUCGGCCGUGUCGACGUGCAUCGCCCUACGCCAGUGGGGUCUCGCGGUCGAGCUGGCCCAGAAGUACCGGAUGCCGCAGAUCAACACGCUGCUCAGCAAGCACGCGGCACAGCUGCUGCAGGAGGGCAAGCUGCCGGAAGCGAUCGAGCUGCAGCGCAAGGCGGGCCGGUACCUGGACGCGGCCCGGCUGCUGGUGAAGAUGGCCGAGGCAGAGGCGGACAAGCGUUCGGACUACGUGCGCAUUAAGCAGCUGUACGUGCUGUCCGGGCUGCUGGCGGAGGAACACAUCGAGAAGCAGCUGGCGGUGCAGGCGGCCGGCAGUAGAGCGGUCGUGCUCGCGCAGCUCAGCCCCGAAGAUGCCGUGCUGAUCGAGCAGAUCUGGCACCAGGCGGAGGCGUACCACUACAUGCUGCUGGCACAGCGCCAGCUAAGGUCGGGCCUGCUGCACAGUGCCGUGGUGACGGCGCUCCGGCUGCGCGACUACGAGGACGUGCUGGAGGUGGAGGCGCUGUACGCGCUGCUCGCCCUCGCCAGCUGUGCCGACCGGUCGUUCGGCACCUGCUCGAAAGCAUUCAUCAAGCUGGAAUCGCUCGAAACGCUCUCGGAGGCACGCCGGCAGCAGUACGAGGAGCUGGCGAUCGAAAUCUUCUCCCGGUACGACCCGCUGGACGGGAAGGCGAAGCACAUCAGCUGCUUCACCUGCGAGACACCGGUCGCCGACUGCAGCACGCUCUGCCCGAGCUGCGGCAGCCGGUUCCCGCCGUGCGUGGCGUCCGGCCAGCCACUGACCAAUCCGACCGGGGCGUGGCAGUGCACCGGGUGCUACCAUCUGGCCAGCCCGCUCGAGAUCGGUACCCGCAAGACCUGCCCGCUCUGUCAUCGUGUCAUAGCACCGGCAAAGGGCGCUAUCGAGAUCUAAGAAGCAUCUAGCAGUGUGGUUGUGUCUGAGAUCUUUCGGUGUGUAUUUGGUAGAUCCAGGCGUCCGGGAAAUGCACAGACCCAAACCCUACUCCCCGCACAGCUGUAACACCGUGUGAAACAGAAACAAAUAGAUCAUAUCAUGAUGUACCGAUUCACGUA
Anopheles coluzzii is the source of this 7628-nucleotide messenger RNA. RefSeq names its product WD repeat-containing protein 35 (gene Oseg4). Gene Ontology annotation, biological process: non-motile cilium assembly; protein localization to cilium; intraciliary retrograde transport. Bases 3874 to 7467 code for a protein of 1197 amino acids. The record is from RefSeq and is a predicted model, not a curated record. Gene Ontology annotation, cellular component: non-motile cilium; intraciliary transport particle A. The transcript has 6 exons. Lineage: Eukaryota; Metazoa; Arthropoda; Insecta; Diptera; Culicidae. Gene Ontology annotation, molecular function: protein binding.